AUGGGGCACCUCCGUGUCCUGUUGCUCAGCCUGGCAGCCCUCCUGCUCCUAUCAGCGCCAGCGCAUGCGAGCAGGGAGCUGCAGCAGAGCGAGGUGAAAGUGUGCCGCUAUGCCUGUGGCAUGGGCCUGACCUGCAUGAACGGCGUCUGCAGCGCCACGACAGUCAAUGACUUGAGCAGCGCAUCGCCUGACAGCGGAAGCAGCCCGGCCAUGAGCGCUGAGCCUGCCUCACCAGCCCCAUCAGACUCCCCAUCACUGGCCGGGGAGAGGCAGUCUUCAGUGGCGGUGGGCAGGAGCCCUGUGCCCCUGGAGAGCCACAGCGAUGAGGAGAACCAGGAUCGCUUCAGCGCAGCGCAGGCUGCUUCCAUGUCCUUCAUCGACACCAACAUGGACACAGCCACCAUCGCUCUCUCACCCGGCAACUCGCCUGCCCCUGGUGUGGUGUCUGUGGUUGUGAUCGGGCCCACCCGGGGGGAAUCUGCGAGCCCAUCUGCUCCUGAGUCGCCCUCGCCCGCAGCAUAG
Molecule: messenger RNA, 522 nt
Organism: Coccomyxa subellipsoidea C-169
Lineage: Eukaryota; Viridiplantae; Chlorophyta; Trebouxiophyceae; Coccomyxaceae
Exons: 3
Coding region: 1-522 (173 amino acids)
Source: RefSeq, a predicted model, not a curated record